Grosmannia clavigera kw1407 is the source of this 612-nucleotide messenger RNA. RefSeq names its product 60S ribosomal protein l15. Gene Ontology annotation, molecular function: RNA binding; structural constituent of ribosome. Gene Ontology annotation, cellular component: ribosome; cytosolic large ribosomal subunit. The transcript has 3 exons. Gene Ontology annotation, biological process: cytoplasmic translation. NCBI's taxonomy places the organism in Eukaryota, Fungi, Ascomycota, Sordariomycetes, Ophiostomatales, Ophiostomataceae. The record is from RefSeq and is a predicted model, not a curated record. Bases 1 to 612 code for a protein of 203 amino acids.
AUGGGUGCCCUCAAGUACGUCGAAGAGCUCCAGAAGCGCAAGCAGUCGGAUGUGCUGCGUUUCCUCCUCCGUGUCCGCUGCUGGGAAUACCGCCAGCUGAACGUCAUCCACCGCGCUUCCCGCCCGUCGCGCCCCGACAAGGCCCGCCGCCUCGGAUACAAGGCCAAGCAGGGCUAUGUCAUCUACCGCGCGCGCGUUCGCCGCGGUGGCCGCAAGAAGCCGGUUGCCAAGGGUGCCACUUUCGGCAAGCCUACCAACCAGGGUGUGAACCAGCUCAAGUACCAGCGCUCGCUCAAGUCCACCGCCGAGGAGCGUGUUGGCCGCCGCUGCGGUAACCUGCGCGUCCUGAACUCGUACUGGGUCAACCAGGACUCCACGUACAAGUACUACGAGGUCAUUCUCGUCGACCCCAACCACGCCGCAAUUCGCCGCGAUCCUCGCAUCAACUGGAUCGUCAACCCGGUGCACAAGCACCGCGAGUCGCGUGGCCUUACCGCCACCGGCAAGAAGUCUCGCGGCCUCAACAAGGGUCACAAGUUCAACAAGACCCGUGCUGGCCGUCGCAAGACUUGGAAGCGCCACAACACUCUGUCCCUGUGGCGCUACCGGUAG